AUGCAGUUAUUUCGAGAUUCCGAAAACUGUUCUGAAAGACGAAGUACAGUGCAUAGUUCAUUGUCUGAUGUUUUAUCGGAAGAGGUGCACCAAACCUCUGCCACUCAAGCUGCUAUGGCUUCAAGAGAAGUCUCGGCUACAAAAGACGUGUUAGAGUUGUUUGGAUCAGAUCGAGAUCGAGGAUCAUCUUUCGAUGUGUUCGCAGAUGCAGCACUUCAAUUAAUUUCGUCUGAAUACGUGUUUCCGCAUGAAGAAACUGCGCAUGAUAACCCUCCGUCGGAGUCAAACGACCCGCCAGUACAAGGAAGGCACAUUUCAGUUAUCGCUUCGAGCUCUCCAAAGCUCCCAUCGAAAGCACGGGAAGUUCAUUGGCAAGAUGAGGAGCACCCGUACGAUGUUUUAAAAAUGUCGGUAGAAGCUCAGCCAGCCGCUUCUGGAGCACAGCGACAUUACGACGACCCAGAUGUUGCACAGCCUGAGGGCUGGUUGCAGUUUCUGUCCUAA
This is a messenger RNA of Cooperia oncophora, 504 nucleotides long. Lineage: Eukaryota; Metazoa; Nematoda; Chromadorea; Rhabditida; Trichostrongylidae. The record is from the annotation of a GenBank genome assembly.